ACCUCACUGAAGAAGCCUUGAAGCUCAAAAAGAAAAAGAAAAGAACUAAGGGAGAAACCUCUGACCUCUGUCUCGUCCUUCACCGGCGGCGGCCUAUCUCCUUCGCCGCGACCGGAGACAAGCUGCACCGCGAGACCCCCGUCCUGCACCUCCGCUCAUCGCCCCCCAUCAUUCUUCCACUACCAUACGCAUGGUUGUGCUCAACUGGCCUUGCCAUUUCUUCUUCCAGAUCUGAGCCCAGUUCCUCCUCCACGCCAGACCUGUACCGCCGCCUCCUGACCUGUCGCCGCCGCCCUGCCUGCAGUGUCAGUAGGCUGAUACAAAGACAUGGACCUUCGCAAGGAAGUUACCGCUGCUAAGUUAACUGAUGAUCUAGUGGUCGAUAUCCUCUCCCGCUUGACAUACAAGGACUUUUGCCGCUGCAAAUGUGCCUAUAAGGCCUGGUCUGCCUUCUCCUCCGAUCCAGACUACCGCAAGAAGCUGCCCAAAAAAGUAACCACUGGACUUCUGUACCAGGCCCGCGAUAAGUCUGCUAUCCCGCUUGUAAGCCUUUCCCGGGAUGAUGGAGAAAUCGAUGGAAUUCUUGCUGACGUACCACACUAUGAGCAUUUAGAGUUUCUUGACUGCUGCAAUGGUCUAGUCCUCUGCAAAUACAAGAGCAGCUAUACUUCUCCAGGCAUUUGCCGCUUUGUUGUAUGCAACCCAGCAACACGAGAGUGGAGAGUACUUCCUGAUACUUUUGUGGGGACUGAUAGCUAUCGUCAUACAACUAUUUUGGCCUUUGAUCCUUCCUGGUCACCACACUUCUAUGUCUUCAACUUUAGUCACAGUUUGGUGGACAAACUUGAGAUGUUCUCGUCUGGCGGUUCCACGUGGCUUGUGGAUGAUAAAUGGGAUCCUGAGAUAACCUUUUCCUGGAGGAAGCCUCAGUUAUUUCUUAAUGGAAUGUUGUGCGUUCAGAUUGAUGGACAGCAAGUUUUGGUGUUUGAAGGCUUGGAGACAAUGAGCUAUGACAUACUGCCCUAUCAUUACACCAUUGACUUGCCAUUUGACUCUUCACCCGUGAAUAGUUUCACCGAUGGCUGCUUUGACAAAUCUUCAGGGAUCUUACACUACGCAUUGCCAGAUCGGAGUGGUCGUUCCAUUAUAGUUUGGACUUUGGACGAUUAUGCUCAUUGUUUAUUGCAUUGGACCGUGAAAUGCCAUCUUAACAUGGAAGAUGCAUUUGGAAGGAAAGACUUGGUGUACUAUGACAAUGGAGGCAUCAGUGGUGCCUCUGACUGGUUUUGGAACUGCGAUUAUCGGAUUCUUGCCCUCGACUUGGAGAGAGAGCUUGUUGUCCUCUCUGACAAUAAGACAAUGAAGCUUAUCUCUUAUAAUAUCAGCACCGGGGAACUUAACGAGAUACGAGACGGCAUUGAGGAGCACCGAUACUAUGUGCCAUGCUACUCAGAGCUUCCAGCCCAAGAACCUUCGGUGUAGUGUCAUCUUCUGUUAUCAGUGCCUUUGUGGCUGUUCCUGUGCUCUAGACGCUGAACUACCUUGUGUAAUUAUGCUAGUCGGUGAACCCUGUCACUUUAUUUUGUCGAUGCAGGGGUGAUAUGCUACCCUCCUGUACGGACAGAAAACUCUUCGCCAUGUGCCCUGGUUUACUACCUUCUAAUUUUGUUAUAUGUAA
Hordeum vulgare subsp. vulgare (domesticated barley) is the source of this 1678-nucleotide messenger RNA. RefSeq lists its product as uncharacterized. The record is from RefSeq and is a predicted model, not a curated record. NCBI's taxonomy places the organism in Eukaryota, Viridiplantae, Streptophyta, Magnoliopsida, Poales, Poaceae. Gene Ontology annotation, molecular function: protein binding. Bases 328 to 1482 code for a protein of 384 amino acids. The transcript is spliced from 2 exons.